Impatiens glandulifera is the source of this 1322-nucleotide messenger RNA. RefSeq names its product palmitoyl-monogalactosyldiacylglycerol delta-7 desaturase, chloroplastic. The transcript has 5 exons. Gene Ontology annotation, molecular function: oxidoreductase activity, acting on paired donors, with oxidation of a pair of donors resulting in the reduction of molecular oxygen to two molecules of water. Gene Ontology annotation, cellular component: endoplasmic reticulum membrane. Gene Ontology annotation, biological process: lipid metabolic process. NCBI's taxonomy places the organism in Eukaryota, Viridiplantae, Streptophyta, Magnoliopsida, Ericales, Balsaminaceae. The coding region runs from base 108 to 1160 and encodes 350 amino acids. The record is from RefSeq and is a predicted model, not a curated record.
UGUAUGGCCCACCGUAUCUCCUCUGCCUGCCGCGAUUUGAACUUCCUUCCUCACCUAUUUCUGCAAUAAUCGCCGUCCAUACCUUCUAAUAACAGAGUAUAUUAUAUAUGGCACUUCUAUCACUAUCGCCAUAUAGAAGUAUCUCACCCUUUACCUCUUCUCUCCUUCCAUUCACCCAUGAAUGUAUUAUUAGAAACAGAGUAAUAAAGGUUGGUUUUUCGAAAAGGGUUUUUGUAUGUACAGCUGCCACAGCCGGUGGCGACCGGAUUUUGCUGUCGGACGUAGUGGUUAGUCGCCGGAGAAAUGUGUAUUGGGGGAGAAAAUGGAGUUCUUUAGACAUGGCCACUAUUGGGGUGGUGGUGGUUAUGCAUUUACUCUGUCUUUUUGCACCCUUCACCUUUAAUCAAACCGGUUUCUUUUUGGCUGUUGGUUUGUAUUUUGUAACUGGUCUUCUGGGUAUUACUCUGUCUUUUCAUAGGAAUCUAUCUCAUAGAAGCUUUAAGCUUCCCAAAUGGCUUGAAUACUUUUGUGCAUAUUGUGGUGUUCUAGCUCUUCAGGGGAAUCCAAUUGAUUGGGUUAGUACACAUAGAUACCAUCAUCAAUUUUGUGAUUCUGAAAGAGACCCACAUAGUCCAAUUGAAGGGUUUUGGUUUAGUCAUAUGAGUUGGCUAUUUGAUACUGAUUUUAUUGCUAAAAGGUGUGGAGAAGUGAACAAUGUUUCAGAUUUAGAGAAACAGGGUUUUUACAGGUUUUUAAAAAGGACUUAUGUUUUGCAUCCAUUGGCCUUGGCAGUAUUGUUGUAUGUUCUUGGAGGAUUUCCUUUCAUUGUGUGGGGAAUGGGUGUUAGGGUUGUAUGGGUAUACCAUAUUACUUGGCUUGUGAACUCUGCCUGCCAUGUAUGGGGAAAACAGGUCUGGAAAACCGGGGAUUUGUCUCGUAAUAACUGGUGGGUGGCUUUGCUUGCAUUUGGCGAGGGUUGGCACAACAAUCACCAUGCAUUUGAAUACUCGGCUCGACAUGGCCUUGAAUGGUGGCAAAUAGAUAUGACUUGGUACAUGAUUAGAUUUCUCCAAGAAAUUGGACUUGCGGCCGAUGUUAAGACGCCGAAUGAGUCCCAAAUGAAGUUAAUGAAGUUUGAAGAUAUAAAGAUUGUCGAUUGAAAUUGGUGGCACUUAUCGGUUAUUCUAGACGAAACAAUUGGUUAAAUAGUUGAAAUAUUGAAGUUAAUGAUCAAAUUAUAAUCAAUUUCUUAACUAUUUUUUUUCUUAUAAACUUUUCAAAAAAUUAAGCUGUUGUUUUUGUUUGAACCCUUUAUAUUUCUA